AUGGAGGGGACCAAAAAGAAAGGAAAAUGGGACCAACAAAGUCUACAAACUGCGAUAGACAAAGUUUUGUGCAAAGAAAUGAGCGUGAGAGAAGCUUCGUCGCGCUUUAACAUCCCAAAAAGCACUCUACAUGACAAGACAUCGGCAUUGAGCCGUGGAGAAGAAGUGACGCUGCAACCAAAAAUGGGUAAAUUCACUAAAACUUUUUCACCGGAGUACGAACAAGUUCUAUUGGACCAUGUAAAAGAUUUGUCCAAUAGAUGUAUGCCGCUGAUGAAAAAAGAAUUCUUGAAGUUAGCCUUCGACUUGGCUGAAGCUAUGAAGAUCCCUCAUCGAUUUAAUAAACAGAAGGCUACUGCUGGGAAGCAUUUUUAUUACGAUUUCAUGCAGAGACAUCCUGGUGUUUCACUGAGGGUACCAGAGUCGACAAGCAUGAUGCGAGCCGUAGGUUUCAACAAACCUCAAGUCAAUAUAUUUUAUGACAAUCUUGAAAAAUUAAUGACACGGUACAAAUUUCCGGCCUCCAACAUUUAUAACUGUGAUGAAACUGGAGUAAGCUGCGUGCAAAAACAUCGAAAAGUUCUGGCUCCGAAGACUGUCCGUCAAGUAGGGAAGCUCACUUCUGCUGAGAGGGGCAAAAAUAUAACAGUUUUAUUUUGUAUGAGCGCUGAUGGCCACUUCAUACCGCCAUUUUUUGUUUUCCCUCGACAAAGAAUGAAUGAUCGGCUCAUGAUUAACGCUCCAGCCGGAAGCGUAGGCGUGGCUCAGGCAAAAGGUUGGAUGAACAAUGAUUUUUUUUUACAAUGGUUACAACUAUUUGUGAAACACUCACACCCGACAAAAGAGAGCCAAGUGCUCCUUUUACUGGAUGGUCAUAGCAGCCACAAGACACUGGCAGUCAUCAAUUUUUGCCGAGAUAACAAUAUUCAUUUGAUAAGCACACCACCACACACUACCCAUAAGCUCCAACCACUGGACAGGACAUUCAUGAAGCCGUUCAAAGAUGCUUAUAAUCAACGAUGCGAUAUGUGGAUGAGAGCAAAUGCUGGAUCUCGGAUUACUGAGUACGAUAUUGCUGGUUUGGUCAGUGAAGCGUUCACAAAAGUAGCUCGGCUAGAUAUUGCGGCGUCUGGGUUCAAAUGCACAGGAAUUUUCCCAUUUGACAGACAUUUAUUUUCUGACUUGGAUUAUAUGGCUGUAGACAUGACCAAUGUUUUACUAGAAGAGCCAGAAACAUCCUCAAUCGCACCGGGUUGCAGCGGGGAAGUUUCCGAACAGUGCAACGAUUUGGUCAUAGUGGAAUCCACUGACCCUCCUAAAGAAUCUACCAACGAACCCAGAAUCAGUAGUCCUAAGCCAUCGACGAGCUUUAAUCCAGAUGUUAUUCAAGUUGUCCAUAAAUUGUCGCCUUUGCCAGAUGCUGCCAAAAAACGAUCGGCUACUCGGAAGAGAAAAAGUGAAAAAAAGAAAAAGAAAAUUUUGGGCUUAAAAUUCAAUACUACAUUGGCCGGGAAGGGAAAACAAACCAAGGGCUUGAUGAUCAAAGGAAAAAAUAGAAAGAAAAAGGAACCAUUAACUCCAAUACCUGAACCUGACAACGUCAAAACGACUUGCGUAGUUUGCUUAGAAGACCAUGACGAAGACUGGAUACAGUGCUCUAGUUGCAAUGGGUGGGCACAUGAAGCAUGUGCUGACAUUCCUGAAUGUGCAGAUGCCUACAUAUGUGAUCGAUGCCAAUUAUUUUAA
Melitaea cinxia (Glanville fritillary) is the source of this 1746-nucleotide messenger RNA. RefSeq names its product tigger transposable element-derived protein 6-like. The coding region runs from base 1 to 1746 and encodes 581 amino acids. Gene Ontology annotation, molecular function: DNA binding. NCBI's taxonomy places the organism in Eukaryota, Metazoa, Arthropoda, Insecta, Lepidoptera, Nymphalidae. Gene Ontology annotation, cellular component: nucleus. The transcript is spliced from 2 exons. The record is from RefSeq and is a predicted model, not a curated record.